CUGAACUUUCUUCUCCACAUAUUGUUCUAACUCGAUCAGGCCAUGGAUUCUUCGUCACUAAAGGGUAUUGAGCUUGGGAAGCUUAUUUUGACCUCUGGUCUCUUAGACAGCUCGUGGACUAAGAUCUCAGAGAUACAGAAAUCAAGCUCUCGAGGAUUCAAGAUUUACCAAGAAGCCAAAUUUACAUUUGUGGUUUUCUCUGCGCCACCGAUUAGCAGAAAUGGAUCUUAUGCUUCUGCUUCUGCUCCCACUCCUGUUCCUGGUCCUGAGCCAGAAGCUCCUAAUCCGUUUCACUUCCUCUGCUCCGAGACAACCCCCUCAUUCACUCUUCAUACACCUGCUUUUGAGCUUUUUAAUAAAUAUCUCCCUGAUUUCAAAUCAGAGUUGCUGAUCGACUCAGAGCAAAUGUCUUAUACUUCUGCUUCUAGUCCUGUUCCUGAUCAAGAUCCUGAGUCAAAAGUUAACAAUAAAACUAUCCCUCAACUCAAAUUAGAGUUUCUGGAAUCAAAGAAACCGGUGAUCAUCACCGGAGCUGGGUUAGGAGGAUCCGUCGCAUCUCUCUUUACACUAUGGAUGCUAGAAACAGUCAAGCCAGGACAAAAAUUUCCCUUGUGCAUCACGUUUGGCUCGCCUUUCGUUGGAGACGCCAGGCUGCGACAGAAUCUAGAGAACUCCGUGAGCAAAUCAUGUUUCCUUCACGUGGCUGAUGCUGCACAAACUCCCAUCACAGAGGGUUUCAAGCCUUUUGGAACCUACUUGAUCUGUAAUGAUCAAACCGAGUGUGUUUGCAUCGAGGACCCUGAAGCGGUCAUGGAGUUGCUAAAGGGUGUUAACUCGGAUCUAGUAGAAGACUACGGCGAGAUUCUACAUCGUCUGAACCAGUCGGUGUUAUCUAUGGAGGAUUCAGGAUUGAUGAGUGAUGAUCUCAUAAAACGAAUGAAGGAACGUGCGGAAAAGAAGGUGCGUUUUGACCCGUUUAAGAAACUAAACGACAUGAAGAUCUUAAUGGCGUAUCUAGAAUGGUACAAAAAGGUAAGCAGGUGGGACAAGAACGGUUACUACGAUCAGUAUCGGUUGCAGAUUCCAACCAAAGCCAAAGCCAAUAUAAAGGUUGAGGCGUUUAAGAAAGAGCUAAACGGUUACUGGACAUCGGUGGUUGAAGAUGCAAAGAAGAAGCCUCAGAGCGAUAUAUCAAUUCUCAAGAGACGGUUUCUAUUCGCAGGGAACAAUUACAGAAGAAUGAUUGAACCGCUCGAUAUUGCUGAAUAUUACCGCAACUGUAAGACAGAGUAUCUGGAAACCUCCUCAGUUGAAGGAGGAAGGUCUUCCCACUAUGUUAUGCUCGAGAAAUGGUUUGGAAAUGCAUCGAUAGAACCUUUUAGAUGCGAGAAUAGAGAUCUGAGUGAUCUUUUAACGUUUGAUUCUUGCUUCUGGGCUGAAGUGGAGGAAGCCUUGGUCGUAAUCAAUGAGAUGAAAACACACGAGGGGAUGACUGACGAGGUAUCGAUCGCAAAACUCGUCAAGUUUGAGGAAUACGUGUGGGAGAUGAUCGGAAAACGUGAGGUUUCGCCGGAGAUUUUCUUGGAGAAGAGCAGUUUCAUGAAGUGGUGGAAACAGUACAAAGAGAUCAGUGAUUCACCUUCAGAGUUUACCAACUUUAUGAACACUGGGAAGUAUGAGAGUUAUGGUAAGCCUGCGUGGAACUCAGGCUGAAACAGCCACUUGCAUGCACAGCUAGUCAAAAUCACGUCACAAUGACGAAUGACCACAAGGUUCACAAGACUGCCUUUCUCAAAGCAUAAAAAAAUAGGCACAUUCUUCUACUCAGCCAAAGUGGAAACCUUCAAGUGAGUAGUCACCAUAUCUUUCAUUUAUAUUUUGAUGGUUUGCUUGUAAGCAAAUGUUUAGUUGACUUCAAUACAGCAAACAAAUUAACAAAAAAGGGACAAUUUACACAACAUCCACAAA
Messenger RNA from Eutrema salsugineum, 1968 nucleotides. RefSeq names its product senescence-associated carboxylesterase 101. Gene Ontology annotation, biological process: lipid metabolic process; defense response. The coding region runs from base 43 to 1713 and encodes 556 amino acids. NCBI's taxonomy places the organism in Eukaryota, Viridiplantae, Streptophyta, Magnoliopsida, Brassicales, Brassicaceae. Gene Ontology annotation, molecular function: carboxylic ester hydrolase activity. The record is from RefSeq and is a predicted model, not a curated record. The transcript has 5 exons.